ACUCUAGCGGCGGCGGAAGUGCGGCUCCGCACGGGCAAGAUGGCGGCGCCCAGGGGUCUCUCGUUCGAGUAGGUGGCUGGCUGCAGAGACCCGCUUCAAGUGGCUCAGGCGGAGAACCCAGGAGAAAGGGGUGAGUGAGAGCAAUUCUCCACACCAAGAAAGCAAUACUGGAAGGAUUCAUACAAAGGUUACAGCUUGAGUGUCAUGAUGCUGUCCAGACCAAAGCCUGGAGAGUCUGAGGUGGACCUCCUGCGCUUCCAGAGCCAGUUCCUCGAAGCUGGUGCAGCCCCAGCGGUGCAGCUGGUGAAAGGAAGUCGGAGACAUGGUGAUGCUCAUCCAGACCAGCUUCCAGUGCAGGACCGGCGGGAUGUGGUGAUGCUGGACAAUCUCCCAGAUUUGCCGCCAGCUCUGGUGCCCGCUCCUGCAAAGAGAGCUAGACCCAGCCCUUGCCACCCGCUACCUCAUGAUGAAGACCCUGAAGAGAGACUGAGUAGGCAUGACCAGCACAUCACCGCCGUCUUGUCUAAAAUUAUUGAACGAGAUACAAGUUCAGUCGCUGUGACUCUGCCUGUGCCCAGUGGCGUUGCUUUCCCUCCUGUGUUCCAUCGCUCACAGGAGAGACAGGGGAAAUCGGCAGCACCCAGUAAAAGGAGCAUCUUUGCCCAAGAGAUUGCAGCAAGGAGGGUGACUGAAAACAGGGUCUCAGCAGCUGGGGGAGUUGUCCCCAGGCUAGACCCGCCAGAGGGCGCUGUGCCCUCUGAGACACCCUCCUCUAGGGACAAAGGCAACCAGUUUCCAGGGGGCAGCCAUGACUUCCACAGAUCGAAUCUGGUCACAGGGAAGGGGCUGAGGAGCCAGGCAGCUGAGCAGGAAGUCCAGACCAUCCAUGAAGAGAAUGUAGCAAGACUGCAAGCCAUGGAUCCUGAGGAGAUCCUGAAGGAGCAGCAGCAGUUACUGGCUCAACUUGACCCCAAGUUGGUUGCCUUCUUGAGAUCUCAUAGCCAUGCCUUGGAGCAAGCAGGGACAAAGGCCACCAAGGAGCAGAGCCCAGGCAGACCUGAAGUUCCUGUCACUGCAGAAGAGUCCAUCAUGUCAACUUGUACCAGUGAGCCCAGGACAGAGGCACUGAAACUACCUGUGACCCCCCACAAAGAAUGGCUCCAUAUGGACACUAUUGAACUGGAGAAGCUCCACUGGACCCAGGACCUGCCCCCGCUCCGGCGGCAGCAGACCCAGGAGAGAAUGCAGGCCCGAUUCAACCUUCAAGGAGAACUCCUGGCGCCCGAUGUGGACCUGCCCACCCAUCUGGGCCUGCACCACCAUGGAGAAGAGGCAGAGAGAGCAGGGUACUCUCUACAGGAGCUGUUCCAUCUGACCCGUAGCCAGGUGUCCCAACAGAGAGCACUAGCAUUGCAUGUAUUGUCCCAGAUCAUCAGCCGGGCCCAGGCUGGUGAGUUUGGAGACCGCCUAGUGGGCAGCAUCUUGCGCCUCCUCUUGGAUGCUGGUUUCCUCUUCCUGCUGCGCUUCUCUCUGGAUGACAGGGUGGAUGGUGUCAUCGCAGCAGCUGUCCGGGCUCUUCGUACUCUGCUAGUAGCUCCUGGAGAUGAGGAACUCCUUGACAGCACCUUCUCUUGGUAUCAUGGAGCUUUGGUGUUCCCUCUGAUGCCCAGUCAGGAGGAUAAAGAUGAUGAAGGUGAGGAUGACGAACCCACAACCGGAAAGGCAAAGAAGACCCCUGAGGAAGAAAGCCGCCCUCCACCCGACCUGGCCAGACAUGAUGUCAUCAAGGGGCUCCUGGCUACCAAUCUGCUGCCUCGGCUGCGCUAUGUGCUGGAGGUGACCUGCCCAGGACCCUCUGUGGUCCUUGACAUCCUGGCUGUGCUUAUCCGCUUGGCCCGACAUUCCCUGGAGUCAGCCACGAGGGUUCUGGAGUGUCCUCGGCUAAUAGAGACCAUAGUUCAAGAGUUCCUGCCUACCAGUUGGACCCCCAUGGCAGUGGGACCUACUUCCAGUCUAUAUAAAGUGCCCUGUGCUGCUGCCAUGAAACUGCUUAGAGUCCUGGCUUCAGCUGGGAGGAAUAUUGCUGCCCGACUGCUGAGCAGCUUUGACUUCAGGAGCCGGCUGUGCCGAUUCAUCGCCCAAGUGCCACAGGAACUGGCCUUGCCCCCCGAGGAGGCGGAGACGCUGAGCACCGAGGCCUUCCGUCUGUGGGCCGUGGUCGCUUCCUACGGCCAGGGCAGUGACCUUUACAGGGAGCUGUACCCAGUGCUCGUGCGGGCCUUGCAGACCCUGCCUACAGAGCUCAGCACCCAGCCCCCACAGCCGCGGUGCAUGCAGCGGAUAGCCUCUCUACUCACUCUUGUUACUCAGCUGACCCUGGCAGCUAACCGCACACAUCCUGAACCCACCAGUGGCUCGGCUGAGGCUUGUGCGUCGGCCUUACCUUCUUCGAUCACCUGGACACAGGUGUCUGGCCUGCAGCCACUGGUCGAACCAUGUCUAAAGCAGAUCCUAAAGUUCCUGCCCAGGCCUGAUGUGUGGAGUGCCCUGGGCCCAGUGCCCACUGCCUGCCUGCUGUUCCUGGGUGCCUACUAUCAGACCUGGAGUCAGCAGACAGGCUUGUGCCCAGAGGAUUGGCUUCAGGACAUGGAGCGCUUGUUGGAUGAGUUCUUGCUGCCAUUGCUGAGUCAGCCUUCUCUGGGCCAUCUGUGGGAUUCCUUGAGGCCCUGCUCCCCGCUUUGCAAUCCGCUGUCCUGUGCCCCUGCUCCUGAAGCUCUCCCCAGCCUCGUGUCACUGGGCUGUGCAGGCGGCUGCCCCCCUCUCAGUGUGGCUGGCUCAGCCUCACCCUUCCCGUUCCUCACCGCCCUCCUCUCUCUCCUCAACAUCCUGCUCCGGAUCCACAAGGGGCUUUGUGGGCAGCUGGCUGCUGUGUUGGCUGCUCCAGGACUCCAGAAGUACUUUCUUCAGUGUGUGGCUCCCGUGCCUGCCCCACAACUCACACCCUUCUCUGCCUGGGCUCUGCGCCAUGAGUACCACCUGCAGUACCUGGUGCUCUCCCUAGCCCAAAAAGCGGCAACGCUGAAACCAGAGCUAGCCGCCAAUACUGCCCUCCUCCAUGCUGUGGCCUUGAUCCUGCUGAGCCGGCUGCUGCCUGGAAGUGAAUACCUUGCACAAGAGCUGCUGCUGAGCUGUGUGUUCCGGCCGGAGUUCCUGCCGGAAAAUGCAUCAGGGGGUCCGGAGGCAGCUGACUUCUCCGAUGGACUGUCCUUAGGGAACAGUGGGGACCCUCAGUGCAGACGAGGGGCUCUCCUAGUUCAAGCUUGCCAGGAUCUCCCCAGCAUCCGCAGCUGCUACCUGGCUCAUUGUUCACCAGCCCGAGCCAGCCUGCUGACUUCCCAAGCCUUAUACCGUGGGGAGCUACUGCGAGUCUCAAGCCUGCUACUGCCUGUGCCUAAGGAGCCACUGCUGCCCACUGACUGGCCUUUCCAGCCAUUGAUACAUCUCUACCAUCGGGCUUCAGAUACUCCUUCUGGGCUUCCUGCUGCUGACACUGUAGGCACCGCUGUGCGGGUCCUACAGUGGGUGCUAGUUCUGGAGAGCUGGCGCCCUGAAGCCCUCUGUGCUGUGCCUCCUGCUGCCCGCCUGGCAAGGCUCAUGUGUGUGUUCCUGGUGGACAGCGAGCUAUUCAGAGAGACUCCCAUACAGCGCCUGGUGGCGGCUCUUUUAGCGUGGCUCUGUCGGCCCCAAAUCCUGCCAAGCCUCAACCUGGACUGCCCCCUCCCUGGCCUGGCGUCUUUUCCUGACCUCUAUGCCGGCUUCUUAGAGCACUUUGAGGCUGUCUCUUUUGGGGACCACUUGUUCGGGGCUCUGGUCCUCCUUCCUCUGCAGCGUCGGUUCAGUGUCACGUUGCGCCUUGCCCUCUUUGGGGAGCAUGUGGGAGUCUUGCGAGCCCUAGGCCUGCCCCUGACUCAGCUGCCUGUGCCGUUGGAGUGCUACACAGAGCCUGCUGAAGACAGCCUGGCUCUCCUUCAGCUCUACUUUAGGGCUCUGGUUACUGGUGCACUCCGUCCACAUUGGUGCCCUGUCCUCUACACUGUAGCUGUGGCUCAUGUCAAUAGUUUCAUCUUCUCCCAAGACCCAAAGAGCUCAGAUGAGGUGAAGGCUGCCCGAAAGACUAUGUUGCAGAAAACAUGGCUGCUGGCAGAUGAGGGUCUUCGGCAGCAUCUCCUCCACUACAAGCUUCCCAACUCCAGCCUCCCAGGGGGCUUUGAGCUGUAUUCCCAGCUGCCUCGCCUGAGGCAGCAGUACCUUCAGACAUUGCCCACAGAGGUGCUCCAGAAUGGAGGGGUCAAGAUGUCGUAGAGCACUCGGCACCGCUGAAGAUGAACAUAUUCUCCUCGGGCUUGCCAGUGGGAGCCCGCUCAUCCAGGACAUCAUUUCAUAAGGGAACGUGGGGAACAAGGGGACACAAGGCUUGCCGUCCCGAGACCACAUUGCUUGAGCCCUUUUAGAACAGAAGGGACUCUUUACAUCUCGAUACUGGAGCCCAGGAUCAGGGGCCUCUGAGGGCUGUGCUAGGAGUGGAGGGUGACUUAGCUGCUUACCCGACUGUGGGCACAGAGCAGUCUGAGUCCCUCACCCACUUCACCAGGACACGGUGUAUGACUGCUGAAAUAAAUUCUUUUCUAGUCUA
Molecule: messenger RNA, 4693 nt
Organism: Mesocricetus auratus (golden hamster)
Lineage: Eukaryota; Metazoa; Chordata; Mammalia; Rodentia; Cricetidae
Gene: Rpap1
Product: RNA polymerase II associated protein 1
Exons: 25
Coding region: 205-4362 (1385 amino acids)
Biological process (GO): transcription by RNA polymerase II
Cellular component (GO): nucleus
Source: RefSeq, a predicted model, not a curated record